CUCGAGCACUCCCUCCCAGCUCUCCACACGCCAUGGCCACGAAAGUAGACAUCAGGCCUGGGGAACUCACCAGCAAUAGCUGUGACCCAGUCACAGCUCGAGAGCAUACACAGGCUGUGACCCGAAACUACAUCACCCACCCCCGUGUCACCUACAGGACAGUGUGCAGUGUCAAUGGGCCUCUCGUGGUGCUGGACCAGGUCAAGUUUGCCCAGUAUGCUGAGAUUGUCAACUUUACCCUCCCGGAUGGGACUCAGAGGAGUGGCCAAGUGCUUGAAGUGGCUGGGACCAAAGCCAUUGUUCAGGUGUUUGAAGGGACUUCAGGGAUCGAUUCCCAGAAGACCACCUGUGAAUUCACAGGGGACAUCCUGAGGACUCCUGUGUCGGAGGACAUGCUGGGUCGGAUUUUCAAUGGUUCUGGCAAACCCAUUGACAAAGGGCCUGUCGUCAUGGCAGAGGACUUUCUGGACAUCAAUGGCCAGCCUAUAAAUCCCCAUGACCGGAUCUACCCUGAGGAGAUGAUCCAGACAGGAAUCUCCCCCAUUGAUGUCAUGAACAGCAUUGCCCGUGGCCAGAAGAUCCCCAUCUUCUCUGCAGCGGGGCUCCCCCACAAUGAGAUUGCUGCUCAGAUCUGUCGCCAAGCCGGACUGGUGAAGAAAUCCAAGGCAGUGCUGGAUUACCACGAGGACAACUUUGCCAUUGUCUUUGCAGCCAUGGGGGUAAACAUGGAGACAGCCAGGUUCUUCAAGUCAGAUUUCGAGCAGAAUGGAACCAUGGGAAACGUCUGCCUCUUCCUGAACUUGGCCAAUGACCCUACGAUUGAACGGAUCAUCACCCCUCGUCUGGCACUGACCACAGCUGAGUUCCUUGCUUACCAGUGUGAGAAGCACGUGCUGGUCAUACUGACUGACAUGAGCUCCUAUGCAGAGGCUUUGCGGGAGGUCUCUGCUGCCAGAGAGGAAGUGCCAGGUCGCCGUGGCUUCCCUGGAUAUAUGUACACAGACCUAGCCACCAUCUACGAGCGAGCUGGCCGUGUGGAGGGUCGGGGUGGCUCCAUCACGCAGAUUCCCAUUCUCACCAUGCCCAAUGACGAUAUCACCCACCCCAUCCCAGACUUGACUGGCUUCAUCACAGAAGGACAGAUUUAUGUGGACAGACAGCUACACAACCGGCAGGUCUAUCCCCCCAUCAACGUGCUACCGUCCCUGUCACGGCUGAUGAAGUCGGCCAUAGGCGAGGGCAUGACCAGAAAGGACCACGGAGAUGUCUCCAACCAGCUGUAUGCCUGCUACGCCAUCGGGAAGGACGUGCAGGCCAUGAAAGCGGUGGUGGGGGAGGAGGCACUCACUUCGGAAGACCUGCUCUACCUGGAGUUUCUGCAGAAGUUCGAGAAGAACUUCAUCACCCAAGGUCCGUACGAGAACCGCACCGUGUUUGAGUCGCUGGACCUGGGCUGGAAACUGCUGCGCAUCUUCCCCAAAGAGAUGCUGAAGCGCAUCCCGCAGAGCAUGACGGACGAGUUCUACUCCCGCCAGGGGGCGCAGCAGGACCCCGCGUCCGACACGGCCCUCUAGAGCAGCUCCAGGCAGCAGCCUCUGGCUUAUGGUCAAGCCCAUGUCUUAUG
This is a messenger RNA of Alexandromys fortis (reed vole), 1624 nucleotides long. It is a transcript of the gene Atp6v1b1, whose product is annotated as ATPase H+ transporting V1 subunit B1. Gene Ontology annotation, cellular component: proton-transporting V-type ATPase, V1 domain. Bases 33 to 1574 code for a protein of 513 amino acids. Gene Ontology annotation, molecular function: proton-transporting ATPase activity, rotational mechanism; ATP binding. The transcript is spliced from 14 exons. Lineage: Eukaryota; Metazoa; Chordata; Mammalia; Rodentia; Cricetidae. Gene Ontology annotation, biological process: vacuolar acidification; proton transmembrane transport; ATP metabolic process. The record is from RefSeq and is a predicted model, not a curated record.